Lycium barbarum (goji berry) is the source of this 2351-nucleotide messenger RNA. RefSeq names its product sister chromatid cohesion protein PDS5 homolog C-like. The transcript is spliced from 10 exons. The record is from RefSeq and is a predicted model, not a curated record. NCBI's taxonomy places the organism in Eukaryota, Viridiplantae, Streptophyta, Magnoliopsida, Solanales, Solanaceae. The coding region runs from base 475 to 2154 and encodes 559 amino acids.
GGCACUCUCCCUGAUUUCCACAACAAUGUUUGCUUAACACUUUGCUAAUAGACCCUUUCCCUUGAACAUAGAUCCGAACGCCCACUCAGAAAAGUGAUUCAUUCUUUCGUUCGUUCUUUCGGUCUUUCUUUCUUUUUGACAUAGAGAAAAAAACAACCUCCCUCUGUUCCUUCUUUUCAAAUGUCGACAAAGAUUUGUAAAUCUCUAGAUUCAUGAGAUGCCACAUUUUUGGUUUGACAAACAAGCUAACAGAUGGAGACUCAAUAAUACUAACAUAUCGAGAGAACACUACCAAUUUUAGAAGAACCAAAAACUAUCAUAAGAGUAGGAAAGUGUUUGUAGCAAAGGUUGCUAGUACUUUUGGGGUGGCUUCUGUGUUGGAAGUAAGCCAAAACGCUUCUUAAGAAGCACUCUCUGCCUUAAAUAUAUAUCAUCCGGUGAAAAUCGGCCGGGUAAUUAGGCCGUUGAAAGGAGAUGGCUCAAGUAGGUGAAGCUUCCAAUCAGGGCCAUGAAUCUGAAGGCAUUGAUACGAUGAUUAACAUUACAGGGGAAAGUGAUCAAUUUGUGAAUGGAGCAUCAAAAUCACAGGUGAAAUAUGAUCCCAUGCAUAAGGUCGACAACGUCGUUGUAGAUACGGAUACAAUUUUAAAAGAAUCAGAAAAUGGAAAUGCACUGAAUCAACAGAGAAGUACAAAUUCAAGGACCACUUUGCCACCUGAAAACGUCGGUUUCGUAAAUGCACCAAAAAAAGAAGUAGAUCCAGAAGCUACUCAAGCUUCAAAGAAAAGACGUUGGAAACCUAAUUCUUUGAAUAAACCAGAGGAAGGGUAUGAUUAUGAUUGGUUAAGUGGAGAAAGGAGAUCAAAAGGUCGUAUUCUCUUCAAGGCUUGUUGGAAAAAUACUAAAAAGAGAAGUAGUUGUUCACCUAAAUGUGAAAUCUCCAAGAAAAACGUAUCAGCCAGAUAUCGUGAUAAAAGACCGUGGUCAUCAGUUGAAGAAUCAGGAGCUGAGGCAUUGGGUUCUGUCUCUAUCAGCGAGCAAAGCAACUUCCCCAAAACCUCUAAAGAGAAACGUAAAAGGAAGAACUCGCCAUCACAAGAAGAGGAUUCUGCGGAUAAGGUCGGCGAGGAGCUGGUUGGCUGCAGAGUAAGGGUUUGGUGGCCACUUGAUCAAGUGUUCUAUGAAGGACAUAUCACUUUAUUUGACCAUUCAGAGAAGAAGCACAAGGUGAUCUACGAAGAUGGCGAUCAAGAAAUGCUAAAUCUUACAAAGGAACGCUGGGAACUAGUUGAAGAUGACAAUGCAUCAGUUCCUGCUUUGAAUGUUGAUGAUGAUGUGCCGGUGCUAACUCCUGUUACUGAAAGCAAGCAGAUCGUUUGCAGCAGAGCAAAGUUAUGUAGGAAAAUUUGGCAGGGGAAAGAACCUGACGAUCCGACUCCUCCUUUAACAAUGACCAUGCAGCAAAAUUUAACUCCAAAAGGAGUGCACCAAAAUAAAGGGAUCAAUGUUGAAGCUUCAGAAUCUGGCCUAGAGGGAAAUCCAACACCUAUAAAGGUGUCCCCUGAAGAUGGUGAUGUAUGCAGUGAAGUGGCGGAUGUGCAUGGCUAUAAAGUAAAAGUGAGCAGUGCUCCUAUACUUGCUGCUAUUUUUGCCAAGUAUGGUGAUAUUACAGUCAACUGUCGCUAUAAAUCACCUAUUGUCAGAGCUUCCCUUCUUGAUGUGGUUAGUGAUGUUGUCAGGAGGCUGAAAACUAGUGAUGUUAAUUCUUCUUCCAUUGAAGCUAUGAAAACUGUAGUAUCUGAUGUUGCGGAUACCAAGCUUGAUGUAACUUGGCUGCAACAGUAUCUGGAUGAGAUUUUUGAAGAGGAAGAUAUGGAGGAAAAAUAUUCCUAUUUAAUGGCGUUAAGCGAGACUACCAUGCUUGUCUCUACAGCAGCUAAAAAGGACUUGGUAGAAAGAAAUAGAGAGGUAUUAGCAGCAGAGAAACGGCUCAAAAAGGCUGAAAGGCGCUUGCAAGAGGCCAAAAGCCAAGCAGGAGAUGCAGAAAGGUCUGUCAACGUAUUUGACGUACUAGGUAAAAAAGUUCAGCAGGACAUCAAGGAGACUAAGGAUCAAGCACGAUAUUGGCGGAGUAGGUUGAAUGAGCUUCAGUAGCCCGGAGCUAUUUUAUCUUUGACAUAGCUUGUUUAUGUCAUGACAUUUUGGAAAUUGUGAAUGAUCAUCAUGAAGCUGGCAAGAUCGUAGAUGGUUGAAUCUUGUUUUGUAUCUCUUUCCGUAAACAUUCAGAUUUUGUGCAGUAUCGACUUUGUCAUAUUAACAAAACUAGACUGGGGUUUUUGUAUGUAACUAGU